CGGGUCGAUUGGCAGUUUUGGUCCUCGGCACUCGCCGUACUUGCAUGCGCGUUUGCAGGAAUCUGGGAGAGGGAGGUAUGACCUGCAGACAUAAUGGAGGCUUUGAAGACACGGUUUGAUUUCCCCAGCCCCGUCAUACAAGCCCAGGCGGUGAGAAAUCUUGUCGCUGCUGUGCUGACAGAAAAAGGGUCAAAUGGGAAAAUCACUCAGUCCUCCACUCAGAGUCCGGCGUUGGAGGCUUUGUGGCAGCAGUGCUGCGGCGACUGCGCCCCGGUGCGUUCAGCCUGCUGUGACGCCAUGGUGCUGUUGGUGGACCAGGGCCACGCCGACCUGCAGUACAUCCUCAAUGGCGUCCUCAACCUUCUGCCAUCAGCCAAAAACGUCCAGGGCCUCAUGAAAGUCGUUGGACGCCUGCUGCAGAUGCAGGCCGACCAGAGAGACGGAGAGACGCAUUUCACCUGUCCUUACUCCAUCAGGAGUAGCCCUCAUCCUUACAUCACGGCCCUGGAGAACCGAGCGGAUUGCUGGCCAGCUCUUCUGCUGGAGGUCGACGAUUUUAUUCGUCAAGCUGUUGAAAGGAACAAAGCAGCUUACAUCACCAUGCUGGCGCCCUUCCUGAGAUACCUGUACUGUGAACCUCAGAGGCAGCCCCAGCAUGCCCUCCUCCGACACAGUCUCCUCAGGGUGCUGCUUCCCAUGCAGCCAAAAAACAAGGACCAGGAGAAGACCUCACCGGUGUGUGACAGCCUGCUGCUCUGCCUCUGUCAGCUGGUUCCACAUAUGCAGGUGGACAGCGUGGAGGCGGUGCUUGAGCUUUGCGGAUUUGUGGACACUCUUCUUCAAGGUCUUGUCGUGGCCUCCGGGGACCGCUGGAGGCCCGAGAGAGCCGGCCUUCUUCUACAGCUGCUGUGCGCCUGUCAGCAGUGCCUCAAAUUAAACGGAGACUGCCGACCCCUCCUCAGCUUAAUGCAGCGCCUCCUGACCUCCUGCCAACCGGAGGUGCCACUGGAGGAGCUGAUGAUGGGUGUGGCCCUGCUCCUGCUGGAAGCUCCUCCAGCUCAGCAAACCAGCCUGCUCAGUCUUGCACUGAGUUUAGCACCGGAACAAGCGGAGUCGUCGCCCUGGUUGAGUCCGGUCCUGGUCCUUCCUGUGCUGCAGCUCCUCUCCUGCUCCGGCCUCACCGAGCCGCUGGCCGACCAGAGGACGCACAACCAGAACCACGGCCUGGCGCACAGCCUGCUGCGCGGCAUCAGCAGGCCGACAGAUAAACCCCGGCAGUCUGGCUCGACGCUUUCGCUUCCUCUCACGUCCUGGUACAGCGAGCUCAGCGUGGCGUUGUCCGUUCUGCGUAAGGCAGUCGCCGACCCGGCGGCGGCCGCCGACUGGCUUCAGGUGGUCACCUCGGCCCUGACGUCCGGUCAGCGCCUGCCGUCCUCGCUCAGCCUCAUCGUGACCCACCUCAUCGUCACUGGCCGGGAAGACGUCUGCCGGCUGGCUUUGAAAGCCAGCCAGGCCAUAGCCGCCGCCGACCCGUCUCAGGUUCCUUCCCUCAUCCCAGUUCUGUUGUUCAAACUGGCCAAGGAGAAGAAUCCGGGCCUGGCCCACGCUGUCCUCAGCUCCCUGCCGAACCUCGGGACUCACAAGCUCUGUGUCCCCAUGGUUCUGCCGACUCUCCACAUGUUGGCCAGCGCCCCCAAGCUGAGGGCGGUGGCGAUGCGCCUCAUGACUGCUCUCUGGAAGAAGCAGGACCGAGUCUACCCGGAGCUGCAGCGUCUGCUGGGGCCACAGGACGUCCGGGUGGUGAUGGGGAGGGACGCCCAGUGGGAGCAGAUCCUGGCCCGAGCCGCCUGCCUCAGGGACGUCUGCAGAGAGAGGCCGUACCAGCAUGGAGGUGACAUGUUGGCCGCCAUUACACUCACGCUGAAGCAGUGCAACAAACCGGACUUGGCGACGCCGGCAGCUCUCGCCCUUCAAGGGCUUCAGGACCUGUGCCGAGCGGAGGUUGUGGACAUUAUCUCAACGUGGAGAAGUCUCGGGCCCGAGCUGAGCUGCGACUCCCGUCCACUGAUGGUUAAAGCCGUGGCCGAACUUCUGGCUCUGGUUCCUCAGCUCACAGUCAAAUCGGAAGAGUAUGAGAAACUCAAAGAGGAGGUCGUCAGCUUUCUGUGGAAUUAUGCUGUUAGCAAGGAUCCAGAGGUAGCCAGCUGUGGCUACAAGGCUUUGGCCGAAUUUCCAGUGGUGGUCCACAUUAUAACUCAUCUUCCCGAGGCAGCCCGACCAGUUAUAAAACUCCCUGAAAAUGAGGAGGACGAUGAACAGACUAACGAGAACGAGGAUGAGGAGAAGGAUCUCUCCAUCCCAGGCUCAUCUUAUAUAAAAUUGAUGACUCUCACCUCCACUCCUAUCCUUCCAGCCUUUGAGCGAUUCCUGACAUCGCUGGUGAAGCAGGAGAUGAGCCAGAUGCCACGGGGAGUGUACUUCUCUGCUCUGAGGGGCGGUGGCUUGCGAUCGGACCAGGGCAAAACGGUUGCGGGGAUCCCCUCAUUCAUGCUGAAGACCUACGAGAAAAACAAGCAGCCCGGACUGAAGCCUGGAUUAGCCGCUGGACUCCUGCUGUGCUACGAGCUUCCUGUGCAGACGGACCGCGACGGAAAGCCGAUCGACCGCUUCCUAUUCAGCCGAAGCCGCAGCUACCAGCAGACACUGACAGCCCUCAUCCAUGAGGUGAACAUUCAGCCCUCAGAGUGGCACCGUGCGCUCCUCCUGCCUCAGGCCUGGAGGGGUUUCAUGAGUCGGGCUUUCUACGCCGUCCUGCAGGGCCGACGUGCCGACUUGGAAGUGCAGCAGAAACGAGGCAAAGAGGACCCACAAGAGCUGCAGUACAAGCAGCACUGUGCCUGGAUGUGGGCCAGAGAUCAGCUGGCAGACGUCAUCAAAACUGCUACGAAGGACAGUCCUGUCGUUCAGGGGAACUCCAUUUUGGCUCUGAGCGGCCUGGCUGCCGUCCUCGCCAAGUAUGAGAGCAGCCUCCCUGCCGAUAGCAACGGCAGCCUCGGGGCUGGACCCGAGUUUGUGCCCACUGCCAGCUGGUUGGCCAUGGUGCUUGACACGCUCCUCAGUAUCAUCAGCAGCAGCUACAAGGCAGGAGGACAGGUUUUCCCGUGGUUCCUGCAUCGCUCCUACUCGGGUGAGAACACCGCCAGUGCCAUAGCUCGCUCCUGCGCCAGCCUGGCCCUGUCGCUGCUGGUCCCCGUGCUGGUGGUGUGGCAGAGGGACGGCCUCGUCCAGGUCCUGGCAGCGUUGCAGGCCGGUCUGCCGGGCUCCCCCACCGCCGACGACUCCCAGGCCAUCCAGUUCCACUCGGGCCUGGCCCUGGGCAUGGUGCUGUCCAGUCUGCACCAGCAACGCCUCAGUGACGUCUCGGCUCAGAAGGACAACGACCUUCUCUUCAGCUCUCUGGAUGCUCUGGAAAAAUGCGCCUUCAACACCAACCUGGAAUACAAUACUGGCUGUAUGUUGGGUCUGGGUCUGGUUCUGUCGGCCCUCUGCAAUAGCGGACAGACGGACCGACAUGUCCGCGUCAGCCAAACCCUCGACAAACUUCUGGCCAACCUGCAGAACAGCAGCGGGCAGGGACGUAUGCUGCAGGAGGUCUUGGCGUACUCUGUGGCAUGCGUGGGCGUCUCGGCAUUCAAUGGGGGCCUUAUUGACGCUGCCAAGGCUGAGGAGGUCAUGAACACCCUGCGUACCCUGACCGAGGAGAGCCAGCAGACCCCAGGCUUCUCCCUGGCUUUGGGCUUGGCAGUUCACGGCCUGUCGGUGUCCGGGCACGGCAAAGCAGAAGACAUCCACCCUCGUCUUCUGGCUGCUUGGAUCAAGAUUUUACUGGCUGAGGGUUGUCCCACUAUGCAGCGACUGGCCGCAGUGAACGGCCUGGUGGCUUUAGUCGGAUCAGAGAGUUACCUCAUUCAGCUGAAGAGCGAGUUGGAGCUCUCGUCCCUGCAGCAGAGCAGACUGAAUGAGGUCAUCCGGGCAAUCACCCAGAUCAUCACAUUCUCAGGAGCCAUCGGUUUGCAGUCCAACAGCGCCUGUUUGAUCGGCCAUUUGCAUUUGGCCAACGUGUCCACCAGCCACAGUCACACAGCAGUUCCUCAGGAUUUCAGUUACCUCUCAGAGAAAAGUGUCAUCAGAUCCAUCGCUGACUUCAUCGCAGAGGCUGGAAAGAAAGGUCCUGAGUUCUCCCAUCCAGCUCUGGUUAAGACGGCCCUGGCGCCCUUAGCAUCGGUCGGAGCCAGUUUCCAGUAUCCCCCCAUCAACUGGAGCGCUGUCCUGUCUCCUCUGAUGAGGCUGAGCUUUGGAGAGGAUGUACAGCAUCAGUGUGUGACGCUAGCAGCUUCUCAAGCUCAGUCCUCCCAGAGUGCUUCUCUGUUUCUGGGCUCCUGGCUUUCACCUCCACUUGUCCACAGUCUAAGUUACCAGACCAGGGCCUUUCUGUAUGAGAACCUGGGCUCGUGGAUGAAGCACGUGGCCGAGGACAAGCUCCAGGUCUACAUCGAGAGUCUGGGUUUGCAGCAGUUCCAGGAGGACGUCCGGUCCCAGCGCCUGCCCCUGUGCUGCUCUCUACUCCAGGGCCUCGCUCAAGCCAUGGCCCUCCCAAACCCCCCCAACAACUGCUGGACCAUCCUGUGCUCCAUCACCGAGAAGAUCUUCGCCCUCCUGCCCAAUCAAAUCCAGAACGAUGAAGUGGAUUUGUACGUGGGUGUCACCAAGUGUCUGUCCGAGAUGUCGGAUACGGAGAUCGACAGGAUCACCCGAGUCUCAGAGGAUCAGAUGGAAAAGACCUGCUUCAUCCUGGCUUACCUGACCUCUCGGGGAAGAGUUCCCCUCCUGGGGCUCAACGAUGUAAUCGCAGGGGUGCUCCGGGGUUGGCCGAGCCGCAGAGUGGGCUGGUUCCUCCUGCAAACAUUUUACCAGUGUCGCCUGGCUGUGAGCGCCAACACAGGUGUUUCCAAACGAAUGGAGUGGCUCCUGGAGCUGAUGGGGCAUGUCCGAAACGUCGCCUACGGUGCAACCUCUGUCGCCUGCGGAGACGUCAAGCUGGCCACAGAUUUCCUGUUCCAGCUUUUCGCCGCCGCCGUUGUUUCCUGGGGCGACCACGUCAUGCCCCUCCUCUUGGGCAUCAGAGCCCAGUGGUUCCCAUGGCAACCAGACCCCAAACCCGCCGGCCUGCAGAUGCACGGCCUGUACGGCGAGGAGCGGCUCGCCGACCUCGCCCUGCCUCACUGCAUGCUGGGAAUGUCCCACAGUCUGCCCCUGCUUCUGGACAAGGAGCCCUGGAGCAGCCAGACGCACAAGUUCAUAGACUGGCUUUUCAGCAUCACAGAAGGACCUGAACAGAAUCUGUCAACCACGACCAUCAGCACGGCAAAAGCUGCCCUGUUGGCUCUGAAGGGCUCGGCCGAGUUCAAGAAGAAAGCCGUGUGGACCCGAGCUUACGGCUGGUAGCCCGGAGGAGUCUACCGCAAGAACAACAACCACAUGCCACAACCGUAGUAACACAACGGCCAACGCUUUACCGCACCAAAGACUUCCUCAGACCUACGUUCGGUCGUACGUGAGAAUCCAAGAACAAACAAUUCAAAAUGCAACGGGACGUAUAUGAACCAUGGUAGACCUUUGUGGAGCUUCUCUUAAAUAAUCAUGUAGCAUUUGUCGCCAAACCACCUGCAUUGAAACAAAAAUAAAAGACUGUAUUUCUUUUC
This is a messenger RNA of Mugil cephalus (flathead mullet), 5762 nucleotides long. It is a transcript of the gene focad, whose product is annotated as focadhesin. Lineage: Eukaryota; Metazoa; Chordata; Actinopteri; Mugiliformes; Mugilidae. The transcript has 44 exons. The record is from RefSeq and is a predicted model, not a curated record. The coding region runs from base 94 to 5505 and encodes 1803 amino acids. Gene Ontology annotation, biological process: regulation of post-transcriptional gene silencing.